AUGGAACAUUGUCUUCCUCCGGGUUUAUGUAUUCUCACGAUAACGAAAGCAAGUGGCUUUAUUUUCUGGAAUUAUCUAACUGAAACUUUGUGGACUGGAUUUACUUUAGUAAACCAUACUCUUUAUAAAACAUUUCAAUCUAUCAUUCUUGAAGACGAAAGAAAUUAUUAUAGCACUUUGGAGCUUCCAAAUAAUUUAAAAAUUUCUAAUCUUGCGAUGGGAGAUUUACGAAACAACACUUUUAUUAUCGCUUACCAAGUUGAUGAAUUUACUUGGAAAGUCUAUUCAGAAGAUUUACCAAGGUUCUUUGAUGAUAAUGGUUACAAUAACAGAAAUGUUAAUACCACAAAUCCAUUAAUUAAUUCAAAGAUACCAUUAUCAACGAUUAGUAUUAACGUUACAUAUAACUUUCCGAUAAUAAUAUCAACGAAUAACAUCUCUAUUUAUCAAGAUGAUAGUGGCGGAAAACCUAUAUUGCGACAAUCGAUUCCAGGAAACGCUCCAACAUCAUUUGUUUAUAGUGCGGAUAAUCGAUCAUUCAUCUUAAAUGUUUUAGAGAGCACAUUCAAUCAACCGAAUGGGAAUUAUUACAUUGUAAUUGACGAUAAUGCUGUAAAAGAUUUUAAAACGGAUCAACCUUUAAUGGGUAUUCAAACUCAUACUUGGAAGUUUAAUACCACUGAUGAUUAUCAAGAAGAAGUAGUUUUUGCGGUUCGUUCUAUUUUAACCUUUCAGAGCCGAUUUGCUUUAACGACUGAAAGAAAAAAAAAUUUCGAAAGCCUCCUACCUUUUAAUAAAAAAAGUUAUUUAUUACAAUUAAGAAUUGAUCUAUCAAAUUCGAUACCCGUUGAUAUUAAUAGAUUGGAUGCAAUAAUAUGUUGUGAAUACGACAGAAGUCAACGACCUCCAAGAAUUUUAUUAUCAUUACCUAUUAAAUCGACAACAAAGUUAAAUGAAAGAAAUGUCGACCGUGUCAUAAAAGAUUUAGACCUUUUGAUUAAAAAUAAAAAAGUUACACCAAUAUCUUGGUUUUAUACAACAAAUUUUAUAGAAGCAAGUUUUGGAUUUCAACUUACCCGAAAUGUAUUUCAAGAUUUUAAAUUUCAUUUAAUUGGUAUCGCUAUUGGAAUAAUAAUUUUAGUAUCACUUUAUUUUUAUGCCAGAAAAAGAAGUCCUACGGGGAAAAAUACCGCCAUAUUUAAAUUUUCCUUGAUUUUUUUGGACUUUGUCCUGGAUUUUCUGUUCGUUCUGAAUGAUGGAGCAAAGGUCCCGCAAUUGUUUAUUCCAAGUAUAGCAUUUUGUGCAAUACCGUUGGCAAUUAAUUUCAUCAUGAGCAUAGUCAUGAUUCUUCGAGAAAUUAAAAAAAACAAGGAUUUCUACGAAUGGUUUAAACAAAAUACCAAUAUGGCAUCUCUAUUCACUAUUUUAGCAAGUACCGAUAUUGGAGUAUUAAAUAUACUUUCUUCUAACGUUGCUGGAAUAGCGUUAUUUAAUGCACCUAUAUCCAAAGGAACUCAAUCUUUAAUAUUUCUUGUCAGUCAUAUUGGAUUUUUUAUUGAAGAUAUCCCCCAAUUUAUAAUACAGCUAAUGAGAUAA
Messenger RNA from Funneliformis caledonium, 1596 nucleotides. Lineage: Eukaryota; Fungi; Glomeromycota; Glomeromycetes; Glomerales; Glomeraceae. The record is from the annotation of a GenBank genome assembly.